AUGAACCCAUCUACAACUAGAACAGCAUUGUUGGUCACUCUCUUGAUUCUGUCAUUUUUCACAAUCAGAACUAACUGGGACAGAAUCUGGUCAGCUUUCUAUGGAUCACCAAUAUUUCUUCCUGUUUUUGGGGUCAUUUUGGCGUCAGCUUUGCUUGUUAUGGCGGUACGUGCUACGAUUGUCACAUGGAUCACAGUGCUAGUGCUCCUAGCCUGUGCAGGAAACCGUCGUCGGGUUCUUGUUCGACAAGGAAGUAAGAUCACUACUGAUGUUGCAAUGUACUUGGUGAAGGUGGUCGUUAGAGAAAAAGGUCUUGUUGCAGUGGCUUGUGCUACUCUUGUAAGCUUCAUGGCCAUGAUUCGCAUUGCAGAAGCUGGAUUUUAUUAG
Messenger RNA from Tripterygium wilfordii, 387 nucleotides. RefSeq lists its product as uncharacterized. The record is from RefSeq and is a predicted model, not a curated record. NCBI's taxonomy places the organism in Eukaryota, Viridiplantae, Streptophyta, Magnoliopsida, Celastrales, Celastraceae. Bases 1 to 387 code for a protein of 128 amino acids. The transcript has a single exon.